AUGACGAUAUCGGACGGUUUUAAUAACCGCCGAUAUUUUUGUCAAACCGCAGGUAUGUCACCGGCGGUGAACCGAGCGGUUUAUCUGGCGCUCGCCGACCGCCGUAACCGCCGGCCAGUCGUCGGUGAAUUCCCCGCCGAGGCGCGAUUGAAAGGAUUUUUUUUUUUUUGUGGGAAGCAGAUUUCGACUGAGCUCGAAGUAGAGUCUGAAGAGGCCUCUUUGAAUGUUGUCGUUAUACCAGGGAAUCCAGGCGUCGCUUCUUUUUACAAGGACUUUGUUGAAGCUCUCUACGAACAACUUGGGGGUUGCGCAUCUAUUACAGCAAUUGGGCAUAUAUCCCAUUCAAGACAGGACAUGGCAUAUGGAAGGAUGUUCUCAUUACAAGAGCAAAUAAAUCACAAGGUGGGUUUCAUCAAAGAACUCCAGAAUAAACAUCUUCCAAUAAUAUUGAUUGGACAUUCUAUUGGUUCGUAUGUAUGCAUUGAAGUUCUCAAGAGAUUCCCGGAACAGGAGAUAUUUUCCAUUUUUCUGUACCCAUUUUUGGCUUUAAACACAAGUUCGUCAACACAGUACAUGAUUGGGGUGCUUGCAAGGUCUUCCCUUUUGAGUGCAACCUUCAGCUUUCUUGUGGCCUUGUUGGGGUCCUUUCCCACGAGAAUUUCGGGAGCUCUUGUAAGUAGACUUCUUGGUCCAUCAUGUUCUACAACAGCAGUUGAUGCUGCUUGCACUUGCCUCAUGAAGUACCACACAAUGCGCAAUGUCUUAUUCAUGGCAAAGACAGAGUUUGAGAAGCUUUCAGAGGAGCCAGAUUGGAGCUUCAUGAAAGAAAAAAAGAAACAAAUUGCUUUUUUGUUCGGCGUUGAUGAUCACUGGGGUCCAUUGUCAUUGUUUGAAGAGAUUUCAAGACAGGUGCCUGGUGCUCCAUUGUCAAUAGAAAGGGAAGGACAUACUCAUUCCUUUUCGUGCUCCAAGGCCGGUUCCAUCUGGGUUGCACAUCAUGUAGCGAACUUGAUCAAAUCUCGAGUUUCAAGUCAAGAAUAGUCGCGAUAAGGCUAAGGAUUAUGAUAAUGAUGGUGAUGGCGGUGAUGAUAAGCCUGCCAAUUAUUUGCAUCAUACUUCCAUGCUUCCAUUGAUUCCACUAAUAAUUGGAGAAUGAGGAUUUGUUUGGAAUAGCUUUCUUACUGUUUUCUAAAGUAGCCUUCUAGAAAGCUAUCACAAACUAAACCUAUGUUAAGCUUUGAGAAAUAUUUAUACUGGAAUUGGUGACUGUUUGUUUUGCAAGUGAUUUCCUUCACAUUACAUAUGUUUAGCCAUAUUGCUUUUUCA
This is a messenger RNA of Dendrobium catenatum, 1326 nucleotides long. Its product is annotated as lipid droplet-associated hydrolase. Gene Ontology annotation, cellular component: lipid droplet. Lineage: Eukaryota; Viridiplantae; Streptophyta; Magnoliopsida; Asparagales; Orchidaceae. The transcript is spliced from 12 exons. The coding region runs from base 1 to 1041 and encodes 346 amino acids. The record is from RefSeq and is a predicted model, not a curated record. Gene Ontology annotation, biological process: lipid storage. Gene Ontology annotation, molecular function: lipase activity.